Ziziphus jujuba (common jujube) is the source of this 1179-nucleotide messenger RNA. RefSeq lists its product as uncharacterized. The transcript is spliced from 3 exons. NCBI's taxonomy places the organism in Eukaryota, Viridiplantae, Streptophyta, Magnoliopsida, Rosales, Rhamnaceae. Bases 243 to 983 code for a protein of 246 amino acids. The record is from RefSeq and is a predicted model, not a curated record.
AAUUUUCCAGAUUUCCUUUUUAGUGCGCUUGCGCUAAGGGUCAGAGCACAUAUAAGCCGUUUCUUCAACAUUUGUUCAUUCGUUUCCCUCCCACUAGACUUUCUGGGAGCUUUCCCAUCUCUCAGCAAUUUUCAUCACGAGCUGCUGUUUUGAAUCUCAACCGUAUCUGCGAAAUUAGGCCUUUUUGGCUUCCACAAAGGCAUUUUUGAUGGUUGUCUAAUUGUUGUGGGGAAGCUCAAGCCAUGGCUGUGGAAGAUGAAGUGAUGGAAGGCAUCGUGUCUUCUUUGGAGUCCAAUCAGAAAGGAGAAACUCUUUCAGUAGAAGAUGUGGUCUGGGCGGAUUCAUGCCUGGUAAAAGAAUCUGAAAUUCCUGACAGUGAUUGGAAUUCUAUAAAAGAUGCCUUGCUAGAUAUUCUAACUUCUGAAGCUGGAUUGCUUAACUCUUCUGCAUCUGUUAGUGAUGAUCCUAAUGUUGAAAAUGACAUUGAGAUGCCUACUUCUACUGAGGUGGAAAAGGCUGAACUGUUUCUGAGAUCUGGAGCAGAAACCGAAGCAUCUUCGGUAAGAACUCCUAUUGAUCUUCUCCCGAUUAACGAAGAAUCAGGAACAAAUAGUGAAAAUAUUGCAAUCAAGAAGUACCUUAAUGAUUUUCAGUCAUUAGCUUUCGUGGGAAAUCCAUUUCUUCCAACUUACAGUGAUGGCAUGAAGGAAUCUGAAACUACUGAGCUAGGCACUGAUUCGAGUUCUUCAUUAUAUGAUACUGAGCCUACAACAGAUGAUAUAUUCAGGGUCUGGGAUUUGGACGUUCCAGCAGAGGAAGAUGAGCUUGCUAAGCAGUUGAAAAAGGCCCUUGAAGAAAGUUCCCAUCUAUCAAAAUCAUCAACGUUGGAUGAGUCUGUUACAUGGAAAGAUCACAGAGAAGAGUCGAUUGAUGAUGUAAUUACUGGAAUUGCUGACCUAUCUUUGAAACAAAGUUCUAGUUGAAAAGUUCAUUGUAUAUAUUGUUUUGGAAUCUGUGCCCUUUGAAUAGAUAUCCUUUCGCUAACAAUUGGCUAUCUGUGGACGAUUAGAUCAUUGUUUGGUCGAGACAAUGACGGUGUAUUUAGAUGCAUCAUGUACGAGUUGGAUUGUGAUUAAAUAACAUCCUUUCAGGGCGUAAAAAACUUCGUUAAUUUUAUUA